AUGGGUCAAUCUCAAUCAACUGAGCCAAAUGCUGCAAAUUCUACUGAGCAGCCAUCGGCUCAGAAAACAGAUUACUAUGAACUGCUAGAUGUGACUCGCGCUGCAACUGACGACGAAAUAAAAAAAGCUUACAGGAGAAAAGCGCUCGAAUUACACCCUGAUCGAAAUUAUGGCAACGUUGAAGAGACCACAAGGCUUUUUGCCGAAAUUCAAUCUGCGUACGAGGUGCUUGCCGAUCCUCAGGAACGUGCCUGGUACGACUCCCAUAGUGACGCAUUUUUGGGCUCCAGCGGAGACCCAGAAGAGGGUCAACACUCCUAUAAUAUUCGAGUCACAACUUCCGAUGAGGUUUUGAAGUUCUUUUCCAAAUUCAGCCCUCGGAUGGACUUUUCGGAUGCACCCACUGGUUUCUUUGGUGGCCUUCGUGAGCAGUUUACACAAUUGGCAUUGGAGGAGCGACUAGCGUGUCAAUGGGAAGGUCAAGAAUUUGCGGAAUAUCCAUCCUUUGGAGCUCAAAACGACGGGUUUGAGUCUGUAGUACGCCCCUUCUAUGCCUCAUGGAGUGGGUUUGCUACAAAGAAGUCGUUCGCUUGGAAAGAUACCUAUCGUUACGCUGAAGCGCCAGAUCGUCGAGUCCGACGCUUAAUGGAAAAGGAGAAUCGUCGUCUUCGAGAAGACGGAAUCCGCGAGUUCAAUGAGGCUGUGCGUUCUUUAGUAGCCUUUGUGAAGAAGCGCGACCCAAGAUACCAGGCCAAUGCUCAGAAUGAAGCCCAGCGCCAAGAGUCUCUCCGUCAGUCUGUUGCUGCCCAGGCGGCAAGGUCACGGGCCAUGAAUAAUGCCAAACUACGUGAUCAUAUCGUUCCAGACUGGGCGCAAUCACGGGAACUUGACUUCAGUGAAGAUCAAGAGAGUUCUGAAAGUGAAGUCGAGAGCUUUGAAUGCGUGGUAUGUAACAAGAGCUUCAAGAGUCAGAAGCAAUUCGAGGCUCAUGAACGGAGCAAAAAACACAUCAAGGCUGUUAAACAAAUGUGUCGUGAGAUGCGAAUGGAGAACGAAGACUUAGAUUUGGAGCCGACGACCAGUGUUGAUACCCCCGAUUACGUCAUCAUGGAAGACAGCGAUCAUGAUAAUAACACUGUUACGACCUCGUUUGGCAGACAAGAAGAAGCCACGAUCAGUGAGAAAAUGGAAGAUUCAGACCAUGGAUCUUACCUUGACACUGAAAAACAAACACCAGAAUCAGGCUCGGAUGAGAACGAAGACUAUGCUUCGAGGGAAUCUAUUGAGGCAAGACUUCUCUCGGAGUCUGAUACUGCUCAGGGGGAUCUUAUAGCUCCCCUGGUUGAGCAACUGACCACUAUGGGACUUAGUGACCAACAACCUGUCCCUCAUGUUGGAAAAGCCAAGCAGAAACGAGCAAAGAAGGCCGCCCGGGACGCUGAGCAAACUGAUGGAAUUGUGUGCACUAAUUGCAAGGCUUCCUUCAUGUCGAGAACAAAAUUGUUCGCCCAUAUCAGGGAGAAGCAUGCGCAACCAUUAAAAACUACGAAAAGCAAACGAUGA
Messenger RNA from Penicillium taxi, 1563 nucleotides. Its product is annotated as putative C2H2 finger domain protein. Gene Ontology annotation, cellular component: cytoplasm. Bases 1 to 1563 code for a protein of 520 amino acids. The transcript is spliced from 2 exons. Lineage: Eukaryota; Fungi; Ascomycota; Eurotiomycetes; Eurotiales; Aspergillaceae. Gene Ontology annotation, molecular function: nucleic acid binding; zinc ion binding. The record is from RefSeq and is a predicted model, not a curated record.